CUUUGGGUGGGUUUUGGUUGGGUUUUGGGUGGUUUUUGGCUAGGUUUUGGCUUUUGCUUGGGGUCCCAACUCUUGCUUGUCCCCUGAUGGAUUUGCCUUGAGAAAAUAUUCUUUUGGGGCCCCAUUUUCCUUUCGGUUGGUCUGGGUUUGUCUUGUUUUUGGUUUUAUUUUUUCCCCUUUACUUUUUGUCUCUUUUUUUUUUGCUUUGUCUAAAUUGCGUAAAUUAUUGGCAUAUGUUGUCUUCGCAGUCCUGUCGAGGCAAUGAAACAUUUUUAACCCUUUUCCUUGUAGACAUUGCUGGCAUUGACAGGGGCGUAGGGAGCAGGGGUGUGGGGGUCCCUGGAAAAUGUCGAAUGUCGGGCCUGGCAUUUCAUUGUAUUUUAGUGGCCUUUUUCCUUGCCGCGUGUUUCCUUCGUUUUCCCUUCCAUUUCUUCUCCUUUUCCCUUGAUUCACCCUUUUUUCCCUCCCGUAUUUAGGGGGGUUUUCUCUGGUUUUCUCCCUGUUUUUUGUUGCGUCUUUCUUCUGGCUCUUCCCGACCCCCCCUUGGGUGCACGCCUCUGUCUGACUGCCAGUUGGCUGUCAUUUAUCCCCACUUCGGCUUCAGUUUCUUCUCCCCUGCCUUGGCAAUUCUUCUUCUCUCUCUCUCAGACCAACUCUCCAAUUCUCUAUCUUUCUCUCUCCCCCCCUUUUCUACCCAAUUUUCUGCGCCUCUGGGUUGCCCCUUUUUUUUAUCAUUUAUGGCCGUCGUUCUUUGGCUUUUUAUGUGCGCUAUUUUCGCGAAGUAGAACAAUAGCCAUCCAGAACCGACAGUCCCCCCUUCACAGAACCCAAAGUCCUGGCCAGGAGCCGCCAUAAGUCCGUGAAUCCUUGGCCACCUACUACUACUACAACUACAUACUACUCCAUCUUCUCUCGUGUGCCUUUGUCCUUUCGCCUGGCGCCCUCGCGCUACUUUAUUGUCUUGCCAAAAGAAAUAGACUUUUAAUAUACUUGGCCAUUCAGAGCACAAAACAUGAAGCUUCCAGGGGAAAAACUCCUCUUUUCUUUUUUUUUCAUUUUCAAACAGGAGGACGAACGGACGGACGACAAGUGUCUGGGAGUGUGGAAAUAUUAGGCGAUUUUGCCAGUUCAUUGACUUGCCACAACAAUAGUUUGAAGUUUGUCUGCCAAAAUAUGAGAGAGAGAGGCGGAGGAAAAGCAAGGAAAAACUGGGGGGGAAAAGCUGGCAUAAACUGGUAAAAAGCUGGUAAAAAGUUUUUCACUUUAAUAGUUGGACCAAUUUGAGAGUUGGCUAAAAGGCCACUGGAGAGUGGCCAUAAAAACGCAACUCCAAUUUAUUGUUUAUUUAUUUUAUAUAUAUUUUAGAGUGGCCAUUGCAAUUCAAUAAAUAUAUAAAAGUAGACCUUGAACCGAGUGUUAUUUUUUUGAUAAAUACUAAAUUCAAAAUUCCACAAAUCAAAAUUCAAAUCUGGAAAAACCAUGGCCAAUCAGAAUUUAGAAAAAUACAAGGAAAAUGACAAGAACCCUACACCAUCCAGCUCGGGUGGAUCCCCGAAUCCCAUCUCAGGACGACUCGAGGCCCACAAUCGUGGCCAGCAGGAGAAGAGCAAACAAUUGGGCAGAGUUUUUGAUAUUUUAGAGCGGGCAAAAAAUAAUUUAAGGGUCAUGGAAGAGCAUAGAUUGUCCCAAAUGGAGGGUUUAAAAAAUCUGCGAGCUCGGCUCUUUCAGGAGAAUCAGGAUCUGCGUUUAAUGCUGCCACCUAGUAGCUCCAUUUCAGCACCAAUUUUAUCCUUGCCCGGAAGCAGCAACAAGGCGGCGGUCACUGGAAAUCUUUUGACGGCCACCGCUUCUUCAACAUCAUCGUUUCCCCGCAGAAAAAUGUCCAGUAAAUCGGUGACAAUUGCCCAAAUACCAAGUCAAAGUCGUAGUUUAAUCACCAGCCAACCAGCAACUCCAAAAGCUAGUAGUUCUACGAUUGUGAGAACACCAAGUCGAAGUAGGAGUUUGAUUACCAGUCUUCCACCUUCAAGGACUAGUAGUUCACGAAGUUUACAGAGCAAGAAAAGUCAGCGAAUUUACAAGAGAAGCAAGCACAGAAUGUUGCCAGGCAACGAGGACAAUGUGUCAGCCUUUAGUGGAGAAUCUGAGAAAUCGGCCACAGCCAAAGACCUAAAGCAGCGUUUAUUAUCCAAUUUCAAGUAACCAAAAAGCAGGAAAUAGUUCUGAUAUCAAGAAAUAAAUUUAUAUGCAAGUAAAAAAUGAUAAAAGGAUUUGAUAAAUAUUUAAAUAUGGCAUUUUUUACUUUUCUUUUUAUAUAUUUUAUAAGGGAAAGACACUCAAUUGGUUUUCUAAAGACCAAAAGAGGGGAUAAAAUCUACCCCAACCCAAACCCCCUCCCUCCACUUUAACCUUACCAAAAUCUAUCAAAAUUCUAGCAUAAUAUUUACAGGGGACAGGCUUGACUCUGUCUUGUCCUUAUUUUCAGGGGAUCUUUUCCCUUAUUUCCUUUUUUUUUUUUUUUUGUGCUUUAUUCAAUUUGCUGGCAGUGAACCUUCUUGCCAUUGCCUCGUCCUGGGGGUCGUCGAGGACACACACACACACUCGACAUCCAUUUCAAAACAAAUUAGUUGCCAACUGUCCGAAACAAAUGUUGUCUAACGAGCAAAAUCGAGUUGUGACUGACUCUCUACCCCCCAGCCAACACACACAACACACACACACACAAGAGGUAUAUAGUUUAUGGCAGGAUAUAUGAUAUGUGUCCUGUUUGGAUUUUUCCUUGUGACUCUUGUCUCUUUUGUGUUUGUGUGUGGAAAGCAAAAAAACAAGAAAAUUAUAUGAAAUCAAGACCAGGAGGUAAGCAAAGCUCAGCAUUUCACUCAUAAUGCCAGCCAAGAUGAAUGUUUGCCAAAAAGGAUAUUGAUUGGACUAGGUCAAGGGGUUAGUUACUUUCCACACAGCAUAUUCUGCGAAAUGUACUUCAAAUACAACUUGCAGCAAGUCAAACACCGAAAAAGCUCAAAACUCAACUUGCAACUGAAAAUUGUAAAUAGAAAAAAAACUACUGCAACUCAACUGAAAACGGGGAAACUGAAAACUGAAAACGGAAAACUCAACUGAAAACUGAACUGAAACCGAACUAAGCCAAACCGAAAACUAAACAAGUUUCUGGCAAACCACCUGACCCCCACAUGAAGCACACACAAAUUACUUAUGUGCGAAUAGGUGGGUACAGGUAGGUAGGUACGUACCACCCACCCUACCACCCUCGGCAAUACUCUUUUUUUCUCUCUCUUUUCCGUUACACUGUUGUUGUUUGUUUUCAAGUAGGUCAUUAGAGAGGCCUUCGCCCUCACCGGCCACUUGAAUUAUUAAAUUCCCCACCAGCUCCACUUUCAGUUCCAGGAACCUAGCCUAGGCACCUCCUCAAAUAUGCAGGCUCUCCUCUAUAUAUAUAAAUAUAUAUACAUAUAUUCGUAUUCCAUAACUUACCUACAAGUGGAGAGAGUGGGAGAGAAGAAGAGAAAGAGAAAUAUUUAUUGUAAUUUUUUUUCGGUUUGCAUUCGAGGGGAACUUUGACAUUCAAGGGGCUUUAAUCAAGCACAGAGCAAAAUUAUGUGACUCUGCUCUCUUAGAGAGCAGUAAAAAAAUAGAAACUCUCCCGUUCGCUACGUCAAAGAAAAAACGAGAGAGAGUUUUUGUUUCGGUGUGCUCUGAGAGAGCCUUGCAUAUUAUAUCCCAAAAUUAAUCAAGAAUUUUUUUUGGAGAGAAACUCACUCAGAGUUUAACAAAAUAAAAACUCUCCCGUUCGCUACCUCAAAGAGAAAACGAGAGAGAAGGGUAUAAAGCUUCGAUUUUAAUACUUUAAAAAAGUAUAGAUCUCUAAAAAAUCUUAAUAAAUAUUUAUCAAUUAUAAUUUACCUAACCCUCUAAGAUCUCUACGCUUUUCAAUGAUCUCUCUUUUUUAUCUUC
Molecule: messenger RNA, 3972 nt
Organism: Drosophila kikkawai
Lineage: Eukaryota; Metazoa; Arthropoda; Insecta; Diptera; Drosophilidae
Source: RefSeq, a predicted model, not a curated record